Carlito syrichta (Philippine tarsier) is the source of this 963-nucleotide messenger RNA. It is a transcript of the gene MRGPRD, whose product is annotated as MAS related GPR family member D. The transcript has a single exon. Gene Ontology annotation, cellular component: membrane. Gene Ontology annotation, molecular function: G protein-coupled receptor activity. Bases 1 to 963 code for a protein of 320 amino acids. Gene Ontology annotation, biological process: G protein-coupled receptor signaling pathway. The record is from RefSeq and is a predicted model, not a curated record. Lineage: Eukaryota; Metazoa; Chordata; Mammalia; Primates; Tarsiidae.
AUGAACCAGACCCCGAACGGCUCCUCGACCCCACUGUCGGCCCUCAACACCCCCCGGGAGGCGACGCUGCACGCAGCCUACCUGGCGGUCAGCGCCCUGACCAUGUUCACCUGCGUGUGCGGAAUGGCGGGCAACGGCCUGGUGGUCUGGCUGCUGGGCUUCCGCCUUCAGAGGACGCCCUUCUGCACCUACGUCCUCAACCUGGCGGGGGCCGACCUCCUCUUCCUCCUCUGCAUGGCCUCCAUGCUGAGUCUGGAAACCCGGCCCCUGGCCGGCGCCCGCGCCCUGGCCCACGAGGCGAUCGAGAGGGUCAAGUUCUUCGCCUACACGGCGGGCCUGAGCCUGCUGAUGGCCAUCAGCGCCCAGCGCUGCCUGUCGGUCCUCUUCCCCCUCUGGGUCAAAGGCCACCAGCACCGGAGCCUGCCGGCCCUGGUGUGCGCCCUACUCUGGGCGCUGGCUCUCCUUCUGAACACAUUCACCACGCUUUUCUGCGGCAGGCUGUGGCGCGCCGACCCCAGGCGGUGCUUCAUGGUGGACAUGACCCUGAGCGCCCUGAUCAUGGGGGUCUUCACCCCCGUGAUGACCGUGUCCAGCGUGACCCUCUUUGUGCAGGUGCGCAGAAGCGCGCGGCAGUGGCAACGGCGGUCCACGCACCUGUACGUGAUCGUCCUGGCCUCCGUCCUCGUGUUCCUGGUCUGCUCGCUGCCCCUGGGCCUCUACUGGUUCGUCCUGUUCUGGGUGGGCCUGCCGCCCGACGUGCUGCUGGUGUACGCCUGCGUGUCGCGCCUCUCCUCGUCCGUGAGCAGCAGUGCCAACCCUGCCAUCUACUUCCUGGUGGGCGCCCGGAGAAGCCUCCGGCUGCGGGGGUCCCUGAAGGUCGUGCUCCUCCAGGCGCUGCAGGAGGAACCCGAGCUGGGGGGAGGGGAGACGCCCCCCACGGACAGCGACAAGGCGGGGGCCUGA